This is a messenger RNA of Fundulus heteroclitus (mummichog), 3362 nucleotides long. RefSeq names its product family with sequence similarity 126 member A (gene hycc1). NCBI's taxonomy places the organism in Eukaryota, Metazoa, Chordata, Actinopteri, Cyprinodontiformes, Fundulidae. Gene Ontology annotation, biological process: phosphatidylinositol phosphate biosynthetic process; protein localization to plasma membrane. The transcript is spliced from 11 exons. The record is from RefSeq and is a predicted model, not a curated record. Bases 207 to 1712 code for a protein of 501 amino acids. Gene Ontology annotation, cellular component: plasma membrane.
AGUUUGCGUCUUCCCUGUUGGUGGUAGUCCGACCGGAGAAAGUAACGAAGAUGGAAGGAGCUGGCGGUGUUGAAUUAUUAAGGAGAUUUAUGGACUAGCGAAGGGUCAGCCUCUUACUGAAAUCUUUGGAGCGACGAAGGACAUUAACACCGGGAACCUGACGGAUAGCAUGCCCGUAGAAGCGACCCAAUUGCAGAUGAGGGAACAUGUUGGCUAUGGACCAAGGAGUGGUGGAGGAAUGGCUGUCAGAAUUUAAGACCCUCCCUGACAGUGCCAUCUCCACCUACGCGGCCUCGCUUAAAGACAAAGGCUCUCUGAUACCUGCUCUCUACAAGGUCAUACGGGAAAACUACAGCGACCUGCUGGAGCCAGUUUGUCACCAGUUGUUUGAGUUUUACCGGAGCGGCGUGCCGCAGCUGCAGCGUUUCACACUACAGUUCCUGCCAGAGCUCCUGUGGAGCCUGCUGUCUGUCAGCGCUGCCAGAGACCCCCACACAUCCGGCUGUAUUGAGGCUCUGCUGCUGGGCAUUUACAACCUGGAAAUAGUUGAUAAAGAUGGACAAAGCAAGAUUUUAUCUUUCACCAUCCCUUCCCUUUCCAAACCCACGGUGUAUCACGAGCCAUCCGCCAUCGGCUCCAUGGCUCUCACAGAAGGCGCGUUAGCAGACCACGGGCUGCGGAGGGUGGUGUACAGUGGGCCUCACCUCCAGAGAGAAAACUUUACUGCACAAAACAGAUUUGAGGUGCUGACCUUCCUGCUGCUGUGCUACAACGCAGCCCUCAGCUACAUGACCCCCACCUCCCUGCAGUCUCUCUGCCAGCUCAGUUCCAGGGUGAGCAUAUGUGGUUACCCGCGGCAACAGAUGAGACGCUAUAAAGGCAUCAGCACUCGACUCACUGUCACGUCAGAGUUCUUGGUCCAGCUCAUAACGGGGAUCCACUAUGCCUUGUCUAAUGGUGAAGUUGACCUGGGAUCCAAAGCACUGGACGACGUCCUGUAUCGAGCCCAGCUGGAGUUGUUUCCUGAGGCUCUGUUGGUGGGAAAUGCCAUCAAGUCUUCACUACACAGCGCAGCACUGAAAAGCAAUAAUAAAGAGGGCGCUCGGAGUAUCCAAGUGGAAAUUACGCCCACCGCCUCCAGGAUCUCCCGUAACGCUGUCACCUCCCUCUCUAUAAGAGGGCACCGGUGGAAGAGACACGACGCAGUGGAUCUGGGUUCCCCGGAUGAGCUGAUGGAUAUAUCCGAGGUGGACGAAGGGGUUUGGCCAGGCGCCGCGGGGCACGACAUGACCCCGCCCACCAUCACCAUCAGCAACAGCACCACUACACUCAACCUGGGAGCCAAGGCCAUGAAGAAGUGUCGGCUCGGAGGACGCAGCAGCAAGGACAAGGAGUCCGGGCCUCUGACCACGGGUCGGGCCGCGAGCGAGAACGCCGAGCUGUCCGUCAAGCGGCUAACUCUCACCUCCAGUCAGUCUGUGCCCAGGGCGGGCGCUCUCACCAGCCUGACGCGCACUGCCAGCGCCGUCUUCUCCCGCUCCUUCGAGCACGUGGCCAGCAGCAACCCCGCUCCCACCAGCAACCACGCAGCCUCCGAGGCGGGCCGCUAUUCCUGCAGCCUGCAGGAGGAGGGGAUGGGGUACCUGAGUCCCACGCCAAACCACACCCAGCGCUCCCCGAGCAUUAGCAUUCCCCUCGGCUCCGACCUUUGAGCCCUUUAAGACUCUUUUAAGCAUAGGAACCCUCAUCUCUGAUCCUGUGAUCUUGUGACCCUGUACCUGUGAUCUGGAACUCCAAGCCAUGCCAAACUGCAUUUGACCACUAAAGUGUGAAGAAAUACAGCCCCCCCCCCCCGCCCCCCUCCCUGUUUUCCUCCUGCGCUCCAUCUUAGGCGUCUCUGGUUCUCUGUGCUGUACACAGGCUUCUCGUCUCGCUUCAUUCAAACAUGCAGAGCAGCUCAGUGAACGAUGGAGGGUGGGCGUCGGGUAUACCACCUUCAGGUUUCCUAUUUGUCUUUUUAUUUUUUUUAAUUAUUAUUAUUGUUAUUUUUGAGUUGAAGUCAAUGCAGGACAUUUGUCCGCCGUCAUAAAGAGAUGCACUUAAAAUGAUCACUAAAAACAAUGUCUGAAAAUGUAUUACACCUGCAAUGUUUUACCCUGUUUUCCAUCCUUUUGUGUCUGUGGGUAGGUGUACUGUAUGUGUGAGCAUGCAUGUGUGCGUGUAUGUUUUUUUUUUUUUUUUUUUCUUUUUUUUUUUUAGAAAAAGGCUGCUGAUUGCUACAGUGGGCAAAGUGUGAUCUCAAAAUGUGUUUCUACUACUUUUAUAAUACUAGUAAAUUCCUUCCCAUAGCAAUACAGAUCCUUUCUAUUCAGUAUUUUUCAUGUUUCCUCGGGCUGAUCACUCCAACCUCUGUCUGCAUUGUACAGCAGUUUUUAAAACGUGCUUCUGGAAGGUUUCUUGACUCGUCCCGAACUGCAUUAAACGCCAGCCACCGAAUAAUCCACUAGUAUGAAUAGAAUCAGGUCUUCUGUUUACAAUCACACAGUAUUCUCGCCCGUGACGGAGAAGCAAUACUUUCCCUUCCACCUCGCUCCUUUCAGCACCUUCCUCACAUGCCGCGUCGUAAACGGCAACUCUGUGAUCCGCCGUCUUGAAGACGACGGCGGCGAUGAUUUACGUUUUUUUUUUUUUUCCGGGUGAUGGAUGAUUGAGUAUUGAAUUUUGCACAAAGAAGCGCUAAAUCAGUCCACGGGGAGCGUUGGUAUUUUAAUACGAACAAGAAGUUUUUUGACUCUUAUUGUAUUUUUUUUUUUUUUUUUUCCUAAGAGGAACAUGCAUUAAAGACUCCUUGACGUUUGUGUGAUGCAGCAACCACACACGGCAGCAGGUUGGUUAGGUUCAACGACAAAGUCAUUCGGGAUUAUCCCUGAACUGUAAGUGCACAUGCAUGACGGCGAGGCGUGUUUGGUGCGUUCUAACCCACCCCACCAUUUCAGGUGUUUGUAGUACUAAAGUGACGUAAUUCCUGCCUCCCUUCUUGUUCAUUAUUUCAUCCUCGUGUCAUCAGACAUGCUAAUACCAAGAAAUGAAUAAAAAAAACGCAAAACUGUCUGCUAUAAUUGAUGUCCUAAGUCAAGCGAUCAUGCUGCUCCACCCUCGGUCUGUUUUACUAUAGCUGUCGAGUGUCUAUAGCUUGGUGGGGACGAUACCAAUCAUGUUUCUUUGUAUGUGGGUUUACAGUAAAAUGGUUAAGCUAUCCUUGUACAUCAUACUGUUCUACUAAAGUUGGUUAUAUUUGCCUUUCUAUGUCUGAAAAUAACUCACUGCUCCAACUUCUGGAAAUAAAGUGUUUCUAUAUUUCA